Paraglomus occultum is the source of this 690-nucleotide messenger RNA. The record is from the annotation of a GenBank genome assembly. NCBI's taxonomy places the organism in Eukaryota, Fungi, Glomeromycota, Glomeromycetes, Paraglomerales, Paraglomeraceae.
GCAAUAUUCUCUUUGGCGCGUAAAUUAUCUCCAUGCGUAAUAUUUCUGGACGAGGUUGAUGCUAUAUUUGGGUCUAGAAGAUCUGACAUAAACAAUGGAGCACAUAGAGAAAUCAUCAAUCAGUUUAUGGCCGAAUGGGAUGGGCUGACAUCAAAGAACGAAGGUGUACUUGUCAUGGGAGCGACCAAUCGGCCAUUUGAUAUUGAUGAUGCGAUUUUGCGAAGGAUGCCUAGAAGAAUCUUAGUGGACUUACCAACAGAGAAAGACCGUGAACAGAUACUGCAUCUCCAUCUUCGCGACGAACAGCUUGAUCCAGCAAUAUCAAUGGCUCACUUAGCUAAAACAACACAUCUUUACUCUGGAUCCGAUUUAAAGAAUUUAUGCAUAAGCGCUGCAUUGGCUGCAAUACGUGAAGCUGCUCGUUCAGAUAUACUCACAAAACCAUCAACGAAGACGGUAAACAGUAAUGAUAAGGUGCCUUUUCCAAGAAGAAUACUGAGAUCUGAGCAUUUCCAGUUGGCACUCAAACAGAUAACGCCUUCAUGCUCGGAAGAUAUGACAAGUUUAAGCGAACUCAGGAAGUGGGAUAGUCUAUAUGGUGAUGGCGCAUGGAAUAGGAGGAAGAGAAUGAAAGGUAUAGGGUUUGAUGGUAGUUCAGAUAUAUCAGAUAUUUCAACAAACGGACUAUAA